GCUUGAAGUAAAAAUUUGCGGCUACACAACUGUCAAACAUGUAUGGAAUGCUAUUAGAAAGCGUGCAGCACUUUGUGCAGGAAAAGUACAGCGAAGAUUUAUGGAACGCUUUAAUGAAAGAAACUGGUGAAAACCACGUGAUUUUUAAUACACGUCAAAUAUAUUCUGAUGAUUUGAUGGGAAAGCUGGCGGCUGCACUCGCUAAACGAACAAAUAGAAGUGUUGACGAUGUUAUGACAUUUUUUGGGCGCUGUUUCGUAAAAUUUUUCAGUAAUCUUGGAUACGACUGCACGAUCAAAGCAACCGGACGAUUUUUUUGUGAUUUUCUGCAAAGCGUUGACAAUAUUCACAUGCAAAUGCGAUUCACUUAUCCGAAAAUGAAAAGCCCAUCGAUGUAUUUGACAGCAUGUGAUGCCCAUGGCGUAGUACUGGUAUACAGAGGAACUAGACCAGGAUUUACUCAUUAUCUUAUGGGACAACUUUACGAGAUCGCCGAAGACCUUUACAAUAUUAAUCUUGAUAUAAAUGUGCUCGAAAGUUCUUUAUUAACAAAUACCAAUGGGAGUUUCAAAAGUGCGGAGGUUACAUUCCGUAUCAAUUUUGAUAACAGCCAAUACAUGGAAAAAAUUACAAGAAUGAAUACUCCAAUUGGAAGGCAACUUUCACCAGUAUCUUUCACAGUCCUUUUACGCUUAUUCCCGUUCGGCGUUGUUAUUGAUAAAAAAAUGAAAAUCAUCGGAGUUGGCGAAAGGAUUUUACAAGCUUGGGGAAGUUCAACUAUUUUGGGUAAAUCUGUGUCAGAUAUCUUCAAAAUUCGUCGACCAAAAGGUGUGAAUUUCAUUUGGGGAAAUGUAAUGUACUUGCAUUCAGUAAUGUUUGAGCUAGAAUUUUUAAGACCACCUGAUUUUAAAAAGACAAGUGAAAAUUACGAAGGUGAUAAAAAUACUCUCAUCAGCAGCAGAAAUAUUUUGCUCAAGGGACAAAUGAGGUACAUUGAAGACAUCGAUGCCAUAAUCUUUCUCUGCAGUCCAUUAAUUAAUAGUCUGGACGAGCUACCGAGCAUGGGUCUUUACCUGAACGAUCUGAAUCCACACGGUCUGAGUCGUGAACUUGUCCUCGCAGGGUGGCAACAUUGCGGGAGUCUGGAAAUGAUGUGCGAAAAGGCCGAGCAACGAUCCAAGGAGCUUGAGCAGAGCUACGCGCUCUUAGACAGAUGGAAAAAUAAAAGCGACGAACUUCUGUACUCGAUGAUUCCCAUGAGCGUAGCCGACAGAUUACGCUCGGGCGUGAGCCCGCUCGAGACAUGCGAAACUUACGACGCGGUGACGGUCCUAUUUUGUGAGCUUUGCGAUUUGAAUUAUUCGACCAUCGAGGACGCCAUGGACAUCGUGUCCUCUAUGAACGCCGUUUUUUCCUGCUUUGACUCGCUCAUGGACAAAUACAAAGUCUACAAGGUGGAAACUGUCGGACGAGUUUACAUGGCAGCCAGUGGAGCACCCGAUCGAGUUGAGAACCAUGCGAUCAACGUGGCUAAUGUUUCUCUCGAGCUCAUAUCUCAAGUCCGAUCGCUUGUAUUGCCGUCUGGUGUCAAUAUCGAAGUUCGAAUUGGAAUACAUUCCGGUGCAGCAGUUGCUGGCGUUGUUGGUAUAAAAGUUCCUCGUUAUUGUUUCUUUGGUGAUACUGUGAAUACAGCUUCUCGAAUGCAAACCACGAGUAAGCCAGGGAAAAUUCAUAUUUCACCGAGCACUAAAGCUUUGUUACCAGAAGACGAAUAUGUCAUAGAACCUAGAGGUGUUGUUUCCGUUAAGGGUAAAGGUGAGAUGGAAACGUUUUGGCUGUGUUCGAGGAGAUCUGAAUCCAAAGAUUAA
Molecule: messenger RNA, 1868 nt
Organism: Trichogramma pretiosum
Lineage: Eukaryota; Metazoa; Arthropoda; Insecta; Hymenoptera; Trichogrammatidae
Product: soluble guanylate cyclase 89Db-like
Exons: 13
Coding region: 39-1868 (609 amino acids)
Biological process (GO): cGMP biosynthetic process; response to oxygen levels; nitric oxide-cGMP-mediated signaling
Cellular component (GO): guanylate cyclase complex, soluble
Molecular function (GO): oxygen sensor activity; guanylate cyclase activity; heme binding
Source: RefSeq, a predicted model, not a curated record